AUCACUUCCAGGGCGGUCCCGGCUCUCGAUUUGAAAAUGCAGGAGCGGCUGCUGGUGCUGCUGUGCGCACUGGCGCGGCGCCGGCGGGGGAGAGGGCGGUCGGCUCCGGCCAUGGCCGGCGACGAAGCCUGGGCCUGGGACGGGCCGCAGCGGCGCGCGUGGCUCCGGCACUACUACAGCCAGCGGCAGAAGCGGCUCAUGACGCUUCUGAUUGCUCGACGGAGGAGAACCAGCUGCUACUUCUACCCCCGUGCUUGGCCUAGUGUCAGGAGCACAGACUGGUGGGAGCGUGUGGUCCUGAAGGAAUUUGGGCCCCAGGACUGGCUGGAGAAGUUUCGGAUGUCCAAGGAGACCUUCUUCUAUGUCUGCAACCAGCUGCAGCCUGGGAUGGCUGCGCACAGUUCCCACUUCCACCCCAGCCUGCCCCUGGAGAAGAGGGUGGCCGUGGCCCUGUGGCACUUGGCCAGCAACGUGGAGUACCAGACCCUCAGCCCACUCUUUGGCAUAGGGCCCUCCACAGUGCAGAUGUGUGUCCGGGAAGUGAGUUACACCAUUGUCCUGCUGCUGAAACCCCUCUACCUCCGGCUGCCCAACGAGAAGGAGCUGGAGAACAUGGUGCGCAUCUUCUGCACCCGCUGGGGCUUCCCGCACUGCAUUGGUGCCCUGGACAGCCUUCACAUUCCCAUCCACCCCCCGCUGCACCUCAGUGCUGACUACUGCAAUGGGCAGGGCUGGCACUCCAUCCUGACACAGGCUACUGUAGAUGGGCUGGGCCAGUUCUGGGAUGUCUCCACCGCCUUCCCUGGAAGCAUGGAGAACAGUGCCGUCCUGGAGAGCUCCAGCCUGUGGGUGCUGGCCAAGGAGGGACGGCUGUGCCCCAACCCUCCCAAGCACUUCAUGGGGAAGGCACAGAAGUAUGUGCUGCUGGGUGAUGCCACCUACCCCUUGCAAGACUGGAUCCUGAAGCCCUACCAGGAGGAUGAGACCCUCACCCAGCGACAGCUGCAGUUCAACUACCGCCUGAAGCGGGCACACAGUGUGAUUGAGAAUGCCUUCCUGCGCCUAAAGGCACGCUGGCAGAUCCUCCUGAAGUGUGAUGACUGCAGCCUGGAGCUGCUGCCCACCCUUGUCCUCGCUUGCUGCAUCCUGCACAACAUCUGCGAAGCCCAUGACAACCCAUUCAAUGAGGAGUGGCUGGAGGGCACCGAGCCAACGGAGCUCCCCAAGCCCUGCCAGCCCGCACCUGCUGCCAUGGAGGAUGGCCAGGCUGAGCAGGUGCGCGAGCUGAUGUGCCAGUACUUCGAGAGCUGUGGGGAGGGCUGAUGAAGCCAGAGGGUGAAGCAGCCUUGCACAUCCUUGUUCACAGGCUUCCCAUGGACUUUGGCAUACAUAGUCCCAUGGGUCUUGGGCUGUUCAGCCUCUCUUCUCUGCUGAAGGCUGCUGGCUGCACCAUCCCUUUUUGGAGUGGGGAGGGGUUGGCUGCAUCCACACUUACACUGGUUUUGCCAGGUGGGUUUAGGCAAUGGAAUGUAUUUUGUGCCCUUGAGCUCUUCAAGGAGUUGAUCAGUCUAGUGAUGUGUUGUGUGCCACAUGAGUAAAGCAGGGAUUGAGG
This is a messenger RNA of Dryobates pubescens (Downy woodpecker), 1612 nucleotides long. RefSeq lists its product as uncharacterized. Bases 37 to 1323 code for a protein of 428 amino acids. The transcript has 2 exons. The record is from RefSeq and is a predicted model, not a curated record. NCBI's taxonomy places the organism in Eukaryota, Metazoa, Chordata, Aves, Piciformes, Picidae.